AUGAAGCUCAAUUCUGCUCUGUUAUACAUCGCCCUCCCGAUCUUGCAAGCGGUCGUAGCAUGGCAAGUACCCGAGGAAUAUGCCAUAGCUCCGUCCUCCAAUGGCCGGUUCCUACAGGAACUUCAUGGAAAACCAUUCUUCUGGCAGGCGGACACGGCAUGGCUGUUAUUCCAUCGCCUCAACUUCAGCGAGGCUGACCUAUACCUGUCGGACCGAGCGAGCAAGGGGUUCACGAUGGUUCUAGCCGUUGGCUUCACCCAGGCAGGUAUCGACAGUCCCAACCGCAAUGGCGACCUGCCAUUUAUAGACGAAGACGUCACAAAGCCCAACGAGGCCUACUGGGUUUACGUCGACUCCAUUGUCGAGCUGGCAUGGAGUAAAGGCAUCCGAAUCUGCAUGGUCCCUGCAUGGGGUAAAUAUGUGCACGGUAACGACAAUUCGGGCAGUGUACUUAACACGAACACCGCAUUCACCUUUGGCAGAUUCAUCGGCCAGCGAUAUCCCUACCUUCCCAAGACCCUUGUCGGCGACACAAACCCCUACUGGCUAAACAAAACAGCCGUAAAGGCAGACUAUACAAACGGCGGUGCUCCUCCCACUUACGAGGUCAUUGACUGGUCGCCAGUUUACGAUGACUUGGCCAAUGGCAUUGUCGCUGGCGAGCGACAGGCUAUCGCAGAGACAUCUACCCAGAAUGCCACGACUUGGUGGCCACUGAUGUCGAUCCACCCGACAAACCAAUGGUUCACGGGCGGGCCACUCGCGCUCGCACACGCGUUCUUCGGAGACCGGGCAUGGCUCACCUUGGACGCCAGCCAAUCUGGUCAUGCAGACUACCCGCCAAACCCUCCGAUCCCUUGGUGGAAUUGUCGACGCGGCUGGGAGCCCGUCGAGCUCAUGUACGCGGCGGGAUCGGUACCUGGGGGCCGCGUGCGGCCGGUCAUUGAUAAUGAGGCGCAUUACGAGAACCGAUAUAAUAAUGGCAAUAGCAGUAAGCCUGUUUGGAAUGCAAGCGAUGUGCGAAUCGGAAGCUGGCAAGCGGUCUUCUCGGGCGCAGUGGGCUUAACUUAUGGGGCGAAUGCCAUCCAGCAGUGUGCGAUUCCUGAACGUUUCGCAUCCGAUGGCAGUGGGCCAAGUGAGACCUGGCUGGAGGAUCUAGUUUUACCGGGAUCCAGCCAGAUGCAGUGGAUCAAGAAGGCAAUGUUGGAUAGAGGGAAUACGACGUUCUUCAGGCGUGUGCCAGCACAAGACAUCAUCGUGGGAAAUGCUGGUUCGGACGAUAAACGGGUCACAGCGACAAGGGAUAGUGGUGGUGCCUGGAUCAUGGUGUACACCCCCACGGGGAAGCCGUUCCAGGUUGAGACGAAGAGUCUGGGCUCUUGCAACGUGCAGGCCAGCUGGUAUGAUCCGUUACGUGGCACGUAUAGCAGACUGGGUUAUAUACAGUGUGGAGGAAGCGCGACUGUCCAGCCGUUUACGCCGCCUACCACAGGAGAACAUGCAGACUGGGUGCUCGUCCUAGAAGUAGUCCACUAG
This is a messenger RNA of Aspergillus bombycis, 1536 nucleotides long. RefSeq names its product glycoside hydrolase family 140 protein. The record is from RefSeq and is a predicted model, not a curated record. Bases 1 to 1536 code for a protein of 511 amino acids. NCBI's taxonomy places the organism in Eukaryota, Fungi, Ascomycota, Eurotiomycetes, Eurotiales, Aspergillaceae. The transcript is spliced from 3 exons.